UUAAAAACGAACAGCAACCCCCGAAGAUUGCUGCUUCAUCGGGCCUUUAUUUUCAUCAAACCAAGCCAAUCAUGACAGAAUUACGACACCGAGCAGGGACGGAAACGGAGCUGCAGCAUCAAAACUCGGAGGAUAAGUUCAGGACAGUGAGGUACAAGUCUUCUGGAUGAGCUGUGCUUUCUGCAGAGUUAGACAGUGUUUGGAGUGCAUGGACUGAUCUUCAUGCUGUGUACAAAUAAAGGGCUCUGAGACGGAGGGCAAGGAGAAAGAUGGAGCCUCGGAUAAUGAGACUAAGUCAGACUCUGGGGUUCCUGAGGUUCCCGUUCCUGCCGAUGACACACCAGAGGUUCUCAACAAAGCCCUCUCGGGCCUUUCCUCACGAUGGAAGAACUGGUGGGUGAGGGGCAUCCUCACUCUGGCUAUGAUUUCUUUUUUCUUUAUCAUUAUUUAUCUUGGUCCGAUGGUGCUGAUGAUGAUUGUGCUGUGCGUUCAGAUCAAGUGCUUCCAUGAGAUCAUCACAAUUGGUUACAGCGUGUAUCACUCUUACCACCUGCCAUGGUUCAGAACACUAAGCUGGUACUUCCUGUUGUGUGUAAACUACUUCUUCUAUGGUGAAACAGUGACUGAUUAUUUCUUCACACUGGUGCAGAGGGAGGAGCCUCUACGCAUCCUCAGCAAAUACCACCGCUUCAUUUCCUUUGCCUUGUACCUCACAGGGUUCUGCAUGUUUGUUCUGAGCCUGGUGAAAAAACACUAUCGCCUGCAAUUCUACAUGUUCGGCUGGACUCAUGUGACCCUGCUGAUUGUGGUGACUCAGUCCCACUUAAUCAUUCAUAACCUGUUUGAGGGGAUGAUCUGGUUUAUUGUGCCCAUUUCCUGUGUUAUCUGUAAUGACAUCAUGGCUUACAUGUUUGGUUUCUUUUUUGGUCGAACCCCUCUCAUCAAGUUGUCUCCUAAGAAGACAUGGGAGGGGUUUAUUGGUGGCUUCUUCGCCACCAUUGUUUUUGGCAUCCUACUGUCCUAUGUGAUGUCAGGUUACCGUUACUUUGUGUGUCCUGUGGAGUUUAACAACGACUCCAACCGUUUCACAGUGGACUGUGAGCCAUCUGAUCUCUUCCAGCUUCAGGACUAUGGCCUGCCGGCAAUUCUGCAGUCCAUCACGGGCUGGACCACAGUAAAGUUGUACCCAUUCCAGAUCCACAGCAUUGCCCUGUCUGCCUUUGCCUCCAUCAUGGGACCUUUUGGAGGCUUUUUUGCCAGCGGCUUCAAAAGGGCCUUUAAAAUUAAGGACUUUGCGAACACCAUUCCAGGACAUGGAGGAAUCAUGGACCGUUUUGACUGUCAGUACCUUAUGGCUACAUUUGUAAAUGUUUACAUCGCCAGCUUUAUCAGAGGCCCAAACCCCUCUAAAGUCAUCCAGCAGCUUCUUGCUUUGAGACCAGACCAACAGCUCCACAUCUUUAACUCGCUCAAGGCUCAUCUGACAGAGAAAGGCCUGCUCCCUGCCCUGGAAGAAGCAGCCUAGCUUUUCAGACCAUCCAAGGGACAUCCCAACAGAGUGGGCUGAGAAUGCAACGGAAGCAGAUUCAGGAAUGUAUGGAAGUGGGAGAUGAGAUGAAGAACAUAAGAAGGGAAACAACGGAAAGCUGAACCACAACCUAGGGUCAUUCCAUUUUCAGUGUGUGUGUGAGUGAGUGAGUGAGUGUGUGUGUGUGUGUGUGUACCUCUGUGUUUUUGCUUAUUUAAUUUUUUUGUGAAUGUUUUAUGUUUAUCUCUUACACCAUAAAAAAAAUAUUCUAUAUAUUAUAUUAAGAUAACAUUGACGUUGUUGUUACAGUUCUUUGUGAGUUGAGCUGUACAAUUCCACUCGUGUGCAAAUAUUCUGUACCUAUUAAUUGCCUGGAUAUUUUAUAGUGUUUCUUAUGUUUCAUUUUGUUUUAAUGCACUGCUCAUCACACUGUAAUUUCAACCUCAGGCUAGCCUUUGUUUAGUUUUUGCUAACCGGUGUUUCCAUACCCCAUCAUUGUUCAAAAUGACUGCGAGAUGACUGGUCUAUGUAUGCUGUAGCUCCUGGAGCUAAGGAGAAGAUUCAGAUGUCAUUAUUCAAUGUUUGAGAGGAAGUUAAGGCCUCAUCAGAUUAUAAUUAUUUGGCUUUAAUGUUUGUUACAAAGAAACAUGUAAGCCCAACAAAUAUGAAGUAACUUUAAUUAUAUUGUUAACAGUUAAUAAGAAUUCGCACUGAAAAAUACCAUUUAGAGACACUGACAAACAUUUGUCACACUGAAUGUUAAAUGUUUUAAGAAUUACUGUUUGUGGUCUAAAUCAUAGUUUUAUCAUUUCUAGUUUUAUUUGAAUGUUCUAUUGUCACGAAGCAGUUACAAGCUAAUCUUAGUCAAGCUACGGGUCUUGUUUUUGUGUGUGUUUGUGAACUCUUACAUACUAAAUGGUUCAUGAUCAGGCUGGGCCAUCUUCACUGCAUGAGACCACGUCCACCACGUCUCAUUUUAGAAUUCUAUUUCAUUUUUUGUUUUUACCAUCACCUGCUGUGUAAACUCUAACAAAAAAAGGGUCAGAACUAUUGUGUGUUUCGUGUAAGGUGUUUUGUUUCCCUCUUAUACGUGAUGUCAUUAACACACGUGCCAUAGACAUUAUUUAUUUUAACCUUAAUGGGUGCCAUCGAGCAGCUUUAAAAGAGUAGUGCACAGUAGUGUUAUACAGUAAGCUGUAUGAGGACGUAAUGGCUCAGGAUAGUCUGUACAUACAGUCCACUGCCAUUCAUCAAUAAAGAUCCAUGAGCACAUACUUUCAGACAUGUGUGUAUUGACAUGACUGAUAAACUAUUGAUGGGCGAGUCAUAUCUUGUUUUUCAGUUCAAAUUUAUUUUUCUUUUAAUGACCACAGGUCUUGAAAGAUACAUAGGUAGCUUAUUACCUGAGUUAUGUUCACUUUUGUUUUGCUUUUGUUCAUUAGCAUGAUUUAGAUGGACAGCUCAAGCCAAAUAGCUUAAGUAUGGCGCACAGAGUGGUGAUGUUACAAUAAUAAACACUGCGUCACGCUGCUGAAGAGUUAUGACCAUAAAUGUGUGUGCACAUUUUGAAGCCCCUCCAUAUUUUCUCCAUCCACCGUCAAUGCAUGUUUUGUAAUGUAUUAAUUUAUUUUUUUCAACUAGUAAACAAACACAUUAUCUUCAUCUGUUAAGUGGUGCUGAUUGUUUUUAAGUUAUUUUAUUCAUUAUGAUUUUGUGUUAAGUCAGUACAAUCUGCUUAUUUUAUAUAGAGAAUUACAUUAUAUUAGAAUAUAAGAUUAUAUAGUAUAUGUUUGACGUAGAGAUUAUUCUAUUCUUAUUUUUUCCUCUAAGCCAGUCUGUGCUCUGUGUAUGUAUUAGGCCCCUGUGCUGAAGCAUUCCCGUACUGUACAAACUCCAGAUGUUAACAGAGCAAUUUCAAAGUUUUACAGUCAACAGAGAGUUACAGAGUCACUGAUGUCAGGAGGGUGAGCAGAGACAUAAUGCGUUUGAGUGUGGUGACCGUAAACAUUUAUAAAGAGACACAUUUGUCUUAAAUAAAGUCUUAAAUGCAUGCUAAAAUAUCUAGCUCUUGUUUCUGUGAUGAUAGGCCUACAUUGCAUGCUGAAGUAAAACACUUCUGAUAGAAUCUUCAGACUCUUGCGCGUGCCGUUCAUAGCCACUAGUGGGCACCAAACCAUCUUUGUGUGUGUGUGUGUGUGUGUGUGUGUGGGUAGGGUUUAACAAGUGUUAGAGAAAAGCAACUAACACGGUUCAUUACAAUGUUAUGAACGGGUUUUAAACGGGUCAUGAACUUCCUUUUUAUGUUGUUGCCCACUUAUAAUGUUAUUAAGAUUUUUACAUAAAAAAAAAAAAACAUUAUAAUUUAAAAGUAAUAGGCUGUUUCUGUCCCGUGGUGGAUUGUAGACACCUACUGUUGUUUCUGGCUAACGGUUGUGUAUGUUUGACAGCUUAAUUUAUAUCCUUCAGAGAUAGUGUGUUUUAGGUUAAAACACAUAAAAACUCAGUAAUUGCAUAUCAAGAAACCGUCAUAGAUCUUCUUUUGAGGAGGCGGGGUUUAACCAAACUAUUAAGUCAUAAAGUGGGUUAUUCCACAAGCUGUAGUUUUGGCAGGUUGGCUUCAAGAUAAGCUGUUUUUAGACUAACUGGAAAGAUUUGAGUUCUGAAACUCACAGGAGGUUUUUAUAGUACAAUGGCUUCUUAUGUGUCAAAAGAUAAAGGGAAUUUUGAAUUCUCAGUUUAUGACCCUUUUAAUGUGCAGCCUUACUUCUCUUAUUCAUAAACACUGCCAUGACCUUUCAUCCUUCUUAGAAAGUAUGACACACAUACACAGAGAGAAACUGACCACAGUGCGAUUGUGCUCUCUGUAUUUCUGGAAAAUUAUUCAUGACCAUUAAAGUAAAAACAGAAAUGUUUAACCCACUCAGACAUGUUAAGCUCUUUUGGUUUGCCACUGAUAGGAAAAAAAAACCUUGUCUCUAUUAAACAAAUUAACAACAACAGCUCAAUAUGUUAUUUGUCUUUAAGUAUGGUCUGUAUUUCUGUUGUAUUUGGAUUUGUAAUUUUGAUAAAGCAGAUAAAUGUGCUUUCCCUGCUGCUUUGUGUACAGUGAUUUGCUCAUUUGUAAAUGGUUAAUAAAAAGGAAAGCUCAGUAUAUAGAAAUGUACUCAAA
This is a messenger RNA of Carassius gibelio (silver crucian carp), 4697 nucleotides long. RefSeq names its product phosphatidate cytidylyltransferase 2. The record is from RefSeq and is a predicted model, not a curated record. Lineage: Eukaryota; Metazoa; Chordata; Actinopteri; Cypriniformes; Cyprinidae. The transcript has 14 exons. Gene Ontology annotation, cellular component: endoplasmic reticulum membrane. Bases 422 to 1525 code for a protein of 367 amino acids. Gene Ontology annotation, molecular function: phosphatidate cytidylyltransferase activity.